Scylla paramamosain (green mud crab) is the source of this 1845-nucleotide messenger RNA. RefSeq names its product protein NATD1-like. The record is from RefSeq and is a predicted model, not a curated record. The coding region runs from base 238 to 612 and encodes 124 amino acids. The transcript is spliced from 3 exons. NCBI's taxonomy places the organism in Eukaryota, Metazoa, Arthropoda, Malacostraca, Decapoda, Portunidae.
ACUGAAACGUAGCUCAAAAUCACAUCAUAAGUUUGAUUUCCCUGAUACUGUUUACGUUUCCCGUUAAUCUCAGAGAUUUGUGGACCGAUGCUAUCUGAUUGAGCAACAGAUAAAAAGGAAUGUACAUGAAGUGCAUUACCUAAGUACGCGAGGAACGUAUAGAGGAUAGGGGAGUGAAAUGAAGACAAGCCAGUGAACCAAGCAAGCCCGGUGGUUCAAGUCAUCGUCAUCAUUAGCAUGUUGCCUAGGGCGGCGAGGGGCAAGCAGGGACCUGCCCUCAAUGUCCUGACAAGAGCCAUGUCGAAGACAGCGGCACAGAACAAGCAGGUUGUCCACGAUGAGGAGAACAUGGAAUUUUACAUCAAGCUUGGGGAAGACAAAGCAUAUUUGCAGUACGACAUACUGAAUCCGAAGACAAAGGCAGUUGACCUGCAGCACACGGUUGUCCCUGAGGUGUUCAGGGGACAGGGAAUAGCCAAGGUCCUUGCUAAGGAGGUGUUUGAAUAUUUUAUCAGUAGAGAUCAACAGAUGAAGCUAACUUGCUGGUACCUCAAGAAGUAUUACCAGGAUAACCCUCUACCUCAGUACACAGAGAAGAUCAUUCAGUCUUAGCAAAGGUCCCUAUUUAGUGCAAAUGGAAAACAGUAAUUGUGAUAUUGGUUUUAGGAACUGCAGAUAAUGCUAAAUAAAGUAUUAGUGAAACAGACAUAAUUUAUUAUAACAUUAAUAGUAUUCAUGUUAGUUAAUUAGUUAUCAUCUACCUCUUAUGAAGGAAAAUAAAUUCAUAAUGACUGACUUGUUUGGUAACUGAAAUGUUAAUAUACAAUAGGAGUUCAGAGCACUUGAGUAUUCAAGAGAAGGGCUGAGAGGAGGAAGGCGAUUAGAGCAUGAAGGGAAGACAAGAACAGGAAUAAAGGACUCUUGUGCUGCAGUCUCCUGGCUACAGUACUUAGAAACAGCUGUCUGACAGAAACUAAAUAAGGAAGAAAAGUACUAGGUAAAAAGCUGUCCUAAUUAUGCAUUACUGUACAGUACUUCCUGAGCUUUUCCUGAUAUGCCAAGACAACUCCCUAUUCCUCUAACAAGGAAAGACAUAUUUAUAAGAAACAUGUGCUGUAAUGUCUGGUUAGCUUACCUGUGAAUAUUGUCAUGCCUGCUAAAUGCCUCUUCUGUAUGAACAUGCUCUAUGUGGUGUGUGUAAAACACUCAGGGUGUUUCCCACGGUUGCCUGACUCCCUAUCCUGUUCAGAAGGUAAAAGACUAGGAAAUUAAACAGGCAAAAACAGGUCAAAAUAUUUAUGAUAAAUGCAGUCAUCUUUUCUUUGGCUUCCACAAUCCACAAUAUAUAUAUUCUAAUGUCUGUCUAGAUAUUUUACCAACAAUAUGCAUUAACAACACAAAGCUGAACCUUAACCAAAUGUCAUAAAUCAAAUAAUACUGUACUAAUAUAACUUUUUUAUAUUCCAAAUCAUGUCAACAAUAAGUAAAGUUGUACCUCCUACCACUUCCUUUAUUAAAAGACAGUAACACUGAUAACUGAAUUUGCACAAGCAGUGACAAAUUUUACAAUAAUCUGAAACUUAAAUUUGUGCAGUCACCAAAAAUUUAGUUUUACAUGAGGCAUAGUGAAGCAGGAAUCACAGACCACUCAAAUCAACAAAAAAUGCUGAUUAUAAUUUUCAAUACAAAUCUUAUGAUGGUCCAGUCACGAGAGCCUCACAUUUAAAUGAUGAGGUCUCACACACACACACACACACACACACACACACACACACACACACACACACACACACACACACACACACACACACAUACACACACACACACACACACACACAAUGAGAG